This is a messenger RNA of Rattus norvegicus (Norway rat), 2595 nucleotides long. NCBI's taxonomy places the organism in Eukaryota, Metazoa, Chordata, Mammalia, Rodentia, Muridae. The record is from RefSeq and is a predicted model, not a curated record.
ACAAGAGAGUAUCACAAAUGAUGUCACAAAUGAUGUCACAAAUGGAUAAUGAAAGUGCUCAGUAACCUGAGGAGAAAGCACUGCUCUCCGUGUGUUCACCAUCUGAACACGGAUCCCAUCCCUUUCACAGUCACACUCAGCCUGAUGCACUUCAGUUUGCUCUGCCUUUAUCUGUCUUUGGGUCUGUCAUACAAUUCAAGAAGAAGGUGGUACUCAGAAUGGCAAUCCUGUGUGCCUGCAGCGACAGAGGAAUCAGAGGAGGAGCCGAAGCUGGAGCAGGAAUCUCAGAAAAAAUGUACAGUCACCACGGAGCCCUCAGGAAAUCAGAUUCUCUUCUGUUCAUCAAACUUGGAUACUACAUCCAUAUCUGAAAGCUCUCAGACUUUGGAAGGUGGAGACAGGAAGAUUAAACAUUCAAGAUUGGAGUCUUGCUAUGUAACCCACACUAACCUUGAAUUCAACACCUUCCUGCCUCAGCCUCCUGAAUCGUGGAGCUAUUGGAGCACCUUAAUACGACAGGACUAAACUUCACAUCAUCAUGUAGCUACAUAAAAUAUUUUUAAAGGGAAAUCAAACAUUCCACAACUAUAGCACUAGCAACCAGGUCUAUUAUACUGAUUUCCCUCCCAGGUGCCAAUCACAUUUGAAUUGCACUUUCGCUAUAUUGAAAAAAAAAAAAUAGCAAGAGCUUUCUGUCUGACAGGACUCAUCUCUAUCACUCACACUCUGAUAGAGGAUCAGGGAUCAUCUCAGAAGUAGGAAGAUCCUUAAGAGAAAGAAAUCAGGGAAGACUGCAGCAAAAUGAUGUUUAUCACACGCGACAAAACUGCUGUGUACAUGAGCUAUAAACACAGACCUGAAUAAGAACAAGCCAACCAAAUACCCAGCUUGGAUGGGACAGGCCUUAUGAAGUCCCAACCCUAGCUGAAGAGCUAUUGGACAGUGAUGUCCUGGAGGUGGGGCAGGCAUCAGUUUGCUUCAGGGAUAUGAUCCCUAAUAAGUUUUUCAUGCUGCAGUAAAUAGAACUAUGUACAUUCUAUGAGCACCAGGCAGAUGCAGUGGCUUUAAAAAAGAAUACAGGAAAUGGUGAGGGAAAAGUGACAUGGGGAAAAUGAGAGGAAUUGGAGGGGCGAGAGUGGGGGUGGAUUUGAUUGAAACAAUUAGACACACGUACGAAAAUUUCAAGCAAUAAAAUUAGACAUAAUAAGCACAAAUUUUCCAAAGUUGAAAGUUUGCGUUCCAACUGUGGUUUUUAUUAACUAUGACUCAACUGUCACCUAAUGAAACAUUAAAAUAGUAUUACUAAGAUAAGUCCCAAGACAACUUCAUUAUUCCUUUAGGAAAGUUAUUUUCAUCAUCGUCUUCAAGAUGUUAGGAGUGUGACAAGAAUGUGAGCCUCACAGGAUACUUCGGGGACUAACCUUGGAUUAAAAAGACAGACUACACCGAACACAACCCAUAAAAUGGAAGAAGCCGCAAGCCAAAGCUUAGAGGAAGAUUUUGAAGGACAGGCCACACACACAGGACCCAAAGGAGUAAUAAAUGACUGGAGAAAGUUUAAAUUAGAAAGUGAAGAUGGUGAUUCAAUUCCACCCAGCAAGAAGGAGAUCCUCAGACAAAUGUCCUCUCCUCAGAGCAGAGAUGACAAAGACUCGAAAGAAAGAAUGAGCAGAAAGAUGAGCAUUCAAGAAUAUGAACUAAUUCAUCAGGACAAAGAAGAUGAAGGUUGCCUUCGCAAAUACCGCAGACAGUGCAUGCAGGAUAUGCAUCAGAAGCUGAGCUUUGGGCCUAGGUAUGGGUUUGUGUAUGAGCUGGAAACAGGGGAGCAAUUCCUGGAAACCAUCGAAAAGGAGCAGAAGGUCACCACCAUCGUGGUUAACAUUUACGAGGAUGGUGUCAGGGGCUGUGACGCACUCAACAGCAGUUUAGAAUGCCUUGCAGCAGAAUACCCAAUGGUCAAGUUCUGUAAAAUAAGAGCUUCGAAUACUGGAGCUGGGGACCGCUUUUCCUCAGACGUACUCCCGACAUUGCUCGUAUACAAAGGUGGGGAGCUCAUAAGCAAUUUUAUUAGUGUCGCUGAACAAUUUGCCGAAGAUUUUUUCGCUGCGGAUGUGGAGUCUUUCCUAAAUGAAUAUGGCUUACUACCAGAAAGAGAGAUACAUGACCUAGGGCAGACCAACACGGAAGAUGAAGAUAUCGAGUAAGCACGCACGGUGCAGUAUCUCGUGACUAUCCUUUGCACAGUGAACAUCGAUGGUUUUUUUGGUAGUAUCUAUAUUCCUUUAGCAAACACUAAAUACAGUCAGGCCAACUCAAAUUGGGGAGGGGACACUAAAAUUAUGUAAAUAGCAUUUUUAGUACUAAUUAUUCAAAUUGAGAUAAUAUUUUACUGCAAAAAAUAUUGUGGUUCUGAGCAAAUAACUACUGAACAGAGGAGGUGGGUGAUGUCAACAUUAGGUCAUUGUAAAAAUCCCUUUCCAGUUCCGUGUUAGCUUUUUACUCCUCCUUUUCCCCUUGGCAUUUAUUUUUGGGCUUUUGAGGCUGAAUGCUACUUAUAAAUUGGUUUGUAUGAUAAGAAUAAAGUCCUAUGAAGAA